AUGGAGACACGGUCAAAGAGAUUCAACGCCUGCGGUUGAGUCCUUCGGACUUUCAAUCACUGCAGGUGAUUGGCCGAGGCGAGUUUGGUGAAGUGCACUUGGCAAAGACUAAAGGAGUAGGGCGAUAUAUAUGCUAUGAAGUUGCUGAAUAA
Sphaeroforma arctica JP610 is the source of this 152-nucleotide messenger RNA. RefSeq lists its product as hypothetical. Lineage: Eukaryota; Ichthyosporea; Ichthyophonida. The record is from RefSeq and is a predicted model, not a curated record. The annotation marks the transcript as partial. The transcript has a single exon.